AUGGACUCUAAUAACACCAUCAUGAGUGACGAGGACACUCCUUCUGCUACUAAAAGAGCUGUUGGCCCUGUUUCGGACGCAGUGCUCCGAAGGAAGAUUUUGGCAGCCAACAUUGCGCAUCUUGCAAUUGAGUACGCCAAAUCCAUGUGGAGCAAGCCAGCCAACCUAGCUGACCCUAUUGUGUUAAAUGGGCAGAAUCGCGGGGCGAACGUCCAGUUCAAACAAGCUGAAGAGGAAGACAAAGACAACUCUGCCCACAUCCGCGUCCGCUUCAAACGUGGCGGCAACUGGUCCUACCUGGAAACGAUGAAUUUGUACUCAUCUGAUCACUGGGAUGAACGAGAUGCCCAGAUUGAAGCAGAAAACUUAGAGCGAGUGUCAAUGAAUCUUGACAUCGUGGAACCCACCAGAGAGGCCAAAGACGACAUCAAACACCCACAUCACGCCGACGCAUUGAGACGAUACCCAGAGUGGACCGACGAAAUCAUCCGAAAUAGUCUUGUCUGCAAAGUCACAGGGUUCAACAUCAAGCUUUUCGGUGUGGCUGCUGAUCUAGGUUCCAUCACGAUCUACGCCAUCGACCUAGGCGACCUCGAGGAUAACUACACAGUCAAUUGGAAUACUGAGUUGUUAAACUAG
Molecule: messenger RNA, 639 nt
Organism: Cladophialophora bantiana CBS 173.52
Lineage: Eukaryota; Fungi; Ascomycota; Eurotiomycetes; Chaetothyriales; Herpotrichiellaceae
Exons: 4
Coding region: 1-639 (212 amino acids)
Source: RefSeq, a predicted model, not a curated record